CCACCACAAUCAACGCCCCUGAUCGAGCAAGGUCUUUUAUUAAGUUGCUCCGCCGGAGCAGUCAACAUUAAAAUUCCUCCAUGCCGAGAAUAUCCCGAACCCUUGAGGCGGAGGCUUCUCGUUAUUCUUCCAUCUUGUAUUCUUCCCCCUCGCCGUUGUCACGAAACCAUGCCGCGAUUCGAUCGCGACCGUCCGAUCAGUUCUCCUCCCUCCGUCGCGAUGCACCCCCACCAGCCGCCGGCGAAGCCUAAGGGCGGCGCCCGCGUUCUCUCCUUCGUCCUCCAGGCCGUCGUUAUGGCGGUGGCUCUCGCCCUUUUCUUCCUCUUCGCCGGGGUCGCCGCCGUCGUCCUCCUCCAUCUCUGCGUCGCCGGCCGCGCCCUUCGCCGCCGUCGCCGCCUCCAGUCCCGGAGCCACCACUCAGCCGAUUCCACCACCGCCGUCGCAGAGCCCUCCGGCCUCUCCCCAGCCGACUUGAGGAAGAUCCGGUGCUUCGAGUACUCCGGCGGUGGCUCGGCGUCGCCGCCGUGGCCGCCGGACUGCGCCGUGUGCCUGGAGGAGUUGCGGAAGGGGGAGAGGUGCCGCGCCCUCCCCGGAUGCGGGCAUGCGUUCCACGCCCCGUGCAUCGACCGAUGGCUGGUGAGGUCGCCGGCAUGCCCGAUCUGCCGCACGGGGGUCGUCGUCGCCGCGGUGGUGCCGGAUCGGGUUAUCCGGCGGCCUGUGGGAUGGGCUUGAUAUGUUGAUCUCCUGUAUGCCGUGUCCAUUGGACAACUUCUGCGGGCUUAUGGCCAUGCACAGAACAGUAUUCUGCUACUAAUUACGGUAGCCGUGAUGCAUCAAUAAGUAUUAUGCACCAUCACCUGUCAAUAGAAGAUGAAGAUGUGGCAUUUGAUGUAGAUUGGAAACUUAGUCAGAAGUGUUGGACUAGAUUUAGAAAUUUGGCAUACAAAUCCUGAAGUACUUAUGCAAAAUCUUUGACGGCAAGGAUUUUUAUCUCUAAUUCCAGGAACAAGAAAAGAAGGUGAGAAAGCAGUAUAGAAUCUGAAUGAACGAAAGGAGGAAAAAGAAGUUCAUGGAAUUUGUGCGAACAUAGUAGGUGGAAUUUGCUUUGGUGGUACGCUUCUUAUCUCUGCUAUUAAAUUUAUGGUUAAUCCACCCUAAGAAAUAGAAGAAUAAAAAAUUGGAAAAGCAGGGUUAGUUUUCUCCUAUCUUUAUCUCCUUUCAUAUUCUCUUUUGCUCUGUCAUAUUCUCUUUUAUCCUUUCAUAAGGCAGGGCAUAUUGUCUUCCAUUAACAUUUGUUGGGUGUGUUGUUUGUGGAUUCGGUUACUGGGCUUUGUCCUGGAAUGCAAUUUGAAGGAUGUUUUAUUCUGGUCAUGAUCAAUUCUGUGAAUUCUAUGUAUCAAUGACCAUCCAUGCAUUUA
Molecule: messenger RNA, 1418 nt
Organism: Elaeis guineensis (African oil palm)
Lineage: Eukaryota; Viridiplantae; Streptophyta; Magnoliopsida; Arecales; Arecaceae
Product: RING-H2 finger protein ATL56
Biological process (GO): protein ubiquitination
Molecular function (GO): transferase activity
Source: RefSeq, a predicted model, not a curated record